Messenger RNA from Fonsecaea erecta, 801 nucleotides. RefSeq lists its product as hypothetical. Gene Ontology annotation, molecular function: oxidoreductase activity, acting on NAD(P)H, oxygen as acceptor. The record is from RefSeq and is a predicted model, not a curated record. Lineage: Eukaryota; Fungi; Ascomycota; Eurotiomycetes; Chaetothyriales; Herpotrichiellaceae. Gene Ontology annotation, cellular component: intracellular anatomical structure. The coding region runs from base 1 to 801 and encodes 266 amino acids. The transcript has 4 exons.
AUGCCCCCCACGCAGACGACGAUCCCCGAGGAUUCGAUCCUGAACAAGUUCCUGCUGAAGGGCAAGAACAUCGUCAUCACGGGCGGUUCGCGUGGCCUGGGGUUCAACUUCGCCCUGGCUCUGGCCCAGGUCGGCGCCAACAUCGCCGUCAUCGACAUCAACGACGGGCCCUCGGAGAACAUGGCCAAGCUGACCCCCUUGGGCGGCAAGUACGAAUACUACCAGGCCAACGUGGUGGACUAUCAACGCUUGAAGGACACGAUUGAUCGGAUACAUAAAGAUUUCGGGAGUAUUGAUGGAUGCAUCCCUGCCGCGGGAAUCAUCCGCGACAGGCCAUUCCUGGAACACACGGAGAAGGAUUUCAGAGACACAAUGGACGUCAAUGUGAACGGAGUUUUCUACACGGUGCAGCACUGCACGGCCAAGAUGGUCGAGCAGAAGACAGGCGGCAGCGUGGUCUGCAUCGCCUCGACGGCCGGCCACAAGUCGCUCGCGCCGCAGGAGAUCGCCGCGUACACGGCGUCCAAGUACGCUGUCCGCGGCAUUGCCAAGCAUGUCGCGCACGAGAUGGCCAAGCACGGUAUUCGUGUUAAUUCGAUCAGUCCCGGGACCGUCCAGACCGACAUGCUCGAGUCGGUGAUGCGCCAGAACCCGAGCCGGCGGAAGCUCUUCCUCGACAGCUGCGCCAUGCACCGCCUGGCCAUGCCCGACGAGUUGGCUGGCAUGAUGUUGUACCUCAUGAGCGACGCGGCCAGUUAUACCACCGGACAGGACUUUUUGGUCGAUGGCGGUAUGGUUUAG